Messenger RNA from Biomphalaria glabrata, 970 nucleotides. RefSeq lists its product as uncharacterized. The record is from RefSeq and is a predicted model, not a curated record. The coding region runs from base 82 to 531 and encodes 149 amino acids. NCBI's taxonomy places the organism in Eukaryota, Metazoa, Mollusca, Gastropoda, Planorbidae. The transcript is spliced from 3 exons.
CAGGUUGGUAUCACUGACAAAAGAAAGCUGUGGCUGCUACAAACUGCGCUAAAUUGGCAACAUUUAUGUGCUAAGCGCAACAUGGCUAGCAGCCUUCUCUUUGCUGUUGUUACCCUGGGCUUAGUUUGUGUGACCAGCGGUCAGAUUCAUAAAGGAACAGGGAAAUGUCCAGCAAGAAUUUUAAAAGAUCAGAAAUUUUACCCACGCAACUGUAAAGAGUGUACCUGUCAAACUGAUUCGUGGACUUGUAUUGGGUGUCCAGCCUCAGAGACGAAAUUCAACUGGCCGAUGUGUUACCGCAACAGCCACGGCAGUAAGCCGGGCAGCGUUCUAUGUGCGGGGGACCCUGGCUACAAGGUCGAAGGGAUAUUCAGAGAGCCUUCCAUAAGACCUCGUCCACCUCCACCACCUCCUCCUCAAAGGGUGACGGUGAUUCACGUCGAACACAAAAAGCCCAAGAACAAAUUCAAAAUCAAAACAGGAAAUAUAUUCAAGACAAAGCACACCAAAUCUAAACACCGAAAGUUUUAAGAUUUAUCACAGUGGUGUUUGUAGAUUAAGAUAUCGCACUAUACAUAACCAAAUCUCGUGUAUGACAGAACACAACAUUACUAUUUACCUUUUUUUAUCCAUUCAUAUUGUUUUAUUAAAUACUAAACAUUAGAAAACAUUUGUUUAUACUAUUCGUAUUAUUUUGUUAAGAUUUAUUUUCUUUAUUACCACUUAUCUUAUAUGAUACAGACGUUACUUCAAAAAAGAAGAUUACGUCCUACGCCUCAUGCAUAUUAACCAAUUACCUAAAUUCUGCCAAGUUUUCCUGGCUGGCUCAGGCAACCCAUUCCAUUCUCUAAUAGCACUAGGGAAGAAGAAGUAUUUGUAAAAAUUUGUCCUAGCUUAUGGAACGAGGAAUGUGCCUUUAUCUUUGUGUCUUUCUGAGUAUUUUAUUAAAUUUUAUUUUGUCCUUCACUUA